AUGAUUGAGAAUAUUGUAUCUAGUUUGCUUGUACCAUACUUGCAACAAUAUGUUGAUAAUUUUGAUCGGAAGAAUUUAAAUAUUGCUGUAUUGAAAGGUGUUGCUUCUUUGAAUGAUAUUAAAUUGAAGGAGUAUGCUUUGGAUAAUAUUUCGGAUUCAAUACCUUUUUAUAUUUCUUUUAGUCACAUAUCCCUUCUUGAAUUUGAUGUUCCCUAUACAAGUUUAAAUGCUAAAUCUGUUGUUUGUAGAUUGAAGGAUGUAUAUAUUGUUCUUCGUCCGAAGAUGAGAAGACCAUUUGUUGAAGAAGAGGAAAAACAAAGGCAACGAGAUUUAAAAAAACACGUAUUGGAUCAAUUUGAAAAACAAGAAGCUGCCAAAGCAGAAAAGGCAGCAGCUAGUACAGGUGAUGAAAAAACAGAAGAAGGAUUUUUCGACAAGUUGAUAGAAACAGUUUUAAAUAAUUUAAAGAUUAAAAUUGAGAAUAUUCAUAUCCGAUAUCAAGAUGAUAAUAACUGUGUUGGUGGAUUUUAUUUAGAGAGUAUGGAAGUAAAUUCUACAAAUGAAAACUUUGAAACUAAAUUUCAGAAAAAUUUAGGAGAAUUAACUUAUAAAUUAUUGACCAUGUCCAAGCUGGCGAUAUAUUUGAAUCCUUGGACAGAGAAAGAAGAUUUUGUAAAUACAUGUAUAGAAAAGAAAGUUUGCGAUAGAGACAUAAUACAGAGCAUUAUCAAAGCCAAUGACAGAGUGUACUUGUUGGAACCAGUAGACGGAUUUUUGAAGCUUACUAUGCAAAAGCUCUCCGCUUCAGGGAUAGAUUUUACAAGACCAGUUUUUAAUUUUGAUUUUCACUUUGUGCAUGAUAUUCAGAUGUGUUUGAGUCAGAAUCAGUAUAAUUCCAUUUUUAAAAUUGUGGAAUAUAUUACAAAUUAUUCAAUCCAAAGCCAAUACCGACAUUUUAGACCUGAGAAAUUUGACCCCAUUUCUUAUUGGAAGUAUGCCCUCAAAUGUGUUAAUUUUCAGAGACAAAUGGACAAGAAAAAGCAACAUUAUGAAAAUAUUUUGAGCUUACAUUGUAAAGAAUACGUCAAGCUUUACAAAACUCAUGUAAAAGUUCCGUGGGUAACCAAGCAAAAGCUCAGCCCAGAUGAAGAGAAGAGAUUAGCUGAGCUGGAAGAUCAAAGAACACUGCAGGAAGUUCUGUUCUUCAGAAAGUGUGCACAUAAGGAAAUUAAUCAGGAAGCAAAGAAUUUCGAAGAGCAUAAAAAGAAAUCAAGCUGGUUCUCGAAAGAUAAACUACAAGCAAAGGCUAUUGAGCUUUCUGAUAAGGUGAAAGAAGAACUGUACAAAUCUAUAGGUUAUGAAGAGAAACCCGUUGAAAUACCUGAUGACUAUGUAAAGGUUAGAGUCCACGUAGAUUUGGCCAAGGUAGCAUUUAGGGUCUAUCACGAAAGAAAUGAUUUACUAGAACUUGAAGUAGAUAGAUUCGUAUCAGAUAUUCAAAUUUUACCUCACAAAGCAUUCAAAGUUUGUUCUUCUAUGGGUAAUUUAACAUUAUUCGAUAGAUUCAAGCAAACUCUUUAUCCUGAAAUUAUUACAAAAUCUAAAAGGUACAAUGAAACUUCCUCUAACCUUCUUUCUUUGUACAUUGAGAAGCGAUCUACUUUGGAGAAAAAGAAUGAAGAGAGUGAUAUUUAUUUGACGGUAGCUCUUAAUCAAAUCGAUAUUGUAGUUAACUUUGAAUUUUUCCAAAGAAUACUUUCAUUCUUAUACUUUGACAAUGUCAAUAUCAAACGCUUAGAAAAAGAAGCCAAGAGGCAUAUCAAGAAAGUAUCUAAAUUGGCCAAAAAGGAGAUUAAGGAAGUUCUUAUGCAAGAUGACACCACUGUGGAUCUAACCUUCGAUAUCAAGGCUCCACAAAUCAUCAUUCCUUGGAAUCCAACAGAUCCUGACAGUAGAUUCCUUUUACUUGAUUUUGGAUUGCUCAAACUGCGUAAAGAUACUAGCAUAGCUUCCAGAGAAAAGUUCGAUAUCAAUCUGGAAAAUAUGGAAAUUGUUGUUCCUAAAGAUAUUAAUGCUAUUGGAUAUCUGACAGACCAACAACAAAUUACUACAUAUGAUGUUAUUUUAGAAAAGACCUCACUGGCAGCAAGUGCUAUUAAACACAAAGAAGAAACCGUGGAAGAAAAAGUUCAACUCUUGCUUGAUAUUCCAAAGAUUAACUUUAUUCUUUCCAAAGAGAGUAUGCUUGCUGUUUCAAAGUUGACACAAUUAGUAGCAGAAUUCAAACAAAACCCAACUGGUACAAAGGAGAAAAUUAACGACUUGAAAAUUAUGGGAACUCUACAAGUCAAUCAUGAAGAUAAUGAAUUUGUGCCUUACUUCGUAGAAGUGAGCAGUACUAAGAAGAUAUUUAUUUAUACAGAAGAUACAAGACUUCUUCAUGUUAUUAUACAUUUGAACAAGCAUACCAAAGUACACAAAUCAGACACUAUAGAAAAUACAUUUAUAUUGGAACUUCCACAAAAGAAGGGUUAUCAAACGAAAUUUAUUCAAUUCAAAUGUUCAUCUCUGGAUGAAACAGAAAAUUGGAUCACAACCCUAAGAAUGUUUAUUUACUCAUUCGAUACAAGCUUCUUUAUUGAUGAUAUUACUGAUAUUUUGAAAGAAGCAAGCUUUUCUGACGAUGAAGAUGAUGAGGAGGAAGAAAAACAAGGUGUACUCAUAGCCAUAAGAUUCAAGUUGAAUUCAUUCAUACUGACUCUUUCUCAUCAAAGUUUCAACUUGGCUUCUAUUCACUUUUCCCAUCUGAACGCUUAUUUCCGACAGUACCACAAUCUGGAUACCAACAUUCAAUUAUUCCUUCACUCUAUGAACGUAAAAUCAGAAAUUUUGCAAGAUAGAGAAUUUUACAUUAUCAAAUCAAUAGAAGAUGAAAACAAUCCAGAAGAACACUUGGUCAAUGUUUCAUUCACCAGAUCUACAGAUCCUACCUCUUUAAUUUAUGAUCCUUCUUCUCAAAUGUUACUCAAAAUCGAGUUCAAGAGCUUACAAUGUUUUGUUGAGCCCUCCAUUCUCUCUACUUUUAUUGACUACGGUUACGACUUGCAAGAUAUUAUCGAUCAAAUAUCAGCCUUUAACAAGAUUAAUUAUUAUUCUUAUGUUCCUGAUGAGGAUGAAGUAGAUGCUGGUCAACAGUUUAGUGAAAUAGCCAAAAUGCUAUUGGAUGGUAAUCAAGAAAGUUGCAAACUUCUUACAACAUCAAUUACAGCUGGAGAGUCCAAUGUAUUUAUCCUAAGCAAUGGUAUAACCAUAGCCCAAUUAUUAAUCAAUGCUGGUACCACUAUAUCAUGCCUAAUUGAUUUAGAUAGCGUUGCGAUUUCUGGAAGUUUAAGAAAUAUCCAACUGUUGGAUCUUAGUGAACCUACAUCUCUUUACAAGGAAAUUCUUGGCCUCUAUGAUCAGACCAAAGGUUCUGUGGUCACUCUGAAUUACAAAUAUGUUUUCUCCAGUGCAUCUGCCUCUGAACUUUUCGCUGAGAAAGAAGGUGAUAGAGAUUUGAUACAAAGAGGAGCAAUCAAUUAUCGACAAUUUUUAUCUAUGGAUACCAGUGCCAUUAAAUAUGUGCACAUUCAAAGAUUCUACCACAAAGCACAGAACUACAUAUCAGGCCCUCUGUUAAAUGCUUUGAAAAGAGAAAGUACUAGAAACAAGUUAGCUGAAGUUGGCCUAAAGGGAAAGGAUAUAAUUAGUAAGAGAAUCAUUAACAACCAAAUUAAGCUAAAUAUCAAAAUAACAAGUCCUGUGGUGAUUUUCCCAUCCAACUUUCAAUCUAAAGACCACUUCCUUGCUCAUUUGGGAAAUUUGGUUGUAGAAAACUUUUUAGAAGGAAAUUCAGAUACUCCCAUCGAUCAUGUUAGUGUAUUGUUGAACGAUAUCAUGCUAGAAUUUAUUUCAGAUGCAUCGAACGAUCACGAAAAAAUUGUUUCUGAUAUUUUCAUCAAAGUUGAUGUCAAAAAACCAAUUAUUACUCCUUUCACCAAAACAAAAGACAAUAAUGAGUUUGAUAUAACCAAGGAAGUGGUAUUUGUUGAUUUUUCAGAAAUUAACUUUAAUCUUACACACAGACAGUAUCAAAUCAUUUUUGACUUCAUUAAUGGUAAUAUCAGAGAUGGUAUGAGAGAUGUUAAUGAGGAGAGAAAAUUCUACAAAUCUAUUGGAACAUUGGUUACUAGAAGAAAAAAGAAAGAUCUCCUUUUGAAGAGGGUUUCUUCAGAAAAGACAAUUGAAAAAUUUUCUUCUAAUAUUAUUAUAACAGAUGUUUAUGUUACGGCUCCAAAUAUUUCACUUUUAAUUUUAAAGAGUAAUGGUUCAAACUUUGCUAAACUAUCUGUAUCAAACUUUCAACUUAAUAACAAGAUUGAUAUCAAUGAUUGUAUCCACAUGAAUAUGACUUUGGGAUCUAUCAUUGCAUCUGAUAUGAGACAAGAUACAACCAACGUAUUUAGUAAUUUUAUUGAAUUCUCGGAUCCAAAUGGUUGUUUUUCUAUGAUUUAUGAGAAUGACAAAACAAACUUGGUAGAAACUGUAAACCUAAAGCUCAGCAACCCUAAACUAGUAAUUAUUCCAGAGUUAUUACUAGAUUUUAGACACUUCUUCUCGGAUACCAAAUAUUUCCAAAAUGACAGAUUAGCUGAACUACUGAUGGUUGGAACAAAUAUUGACGAUAUUUCCCAAUAUGAAGUUGUUUUGGAAGAAAAUAAUAAGUUACUUAAACCAUCCUCUUCAUCACUGCUUUUGAAGGGUGACUUUGGAACGCCACAACUAGUAAUACCUGAAGCUUCAAGCGAUGUCAACAGUAGACUUCUUGUUCUUAAAUUCAGCAGUUCUAUUGACUUUAAAUCCACUGAAGGAGGUCUCUCUGAGAAGGGCAUUUUCAAAAUAUCAGGAUUGAGUAUUUUGGUUGAGCAUGGAAAUAGAACCCUUCCUCUUGUAGAUAGUACUGAUGUAGAUAUAGACAUUAUGAGAAUUUCCAGUCAAGAAGAUAAGGAAGAACGAAUAAUCAAAGUUUUAUUAUUGAGGGGUGGUAAUACCAGACUUUCCUACUUUGAUGUUAAAAUGUUUUAUAAUAUUGCACAACAAUUCAAGAGACAAAUGGAAAAACCAUCCAUUUUAGUUGAAGAAGACAUUACCCAAAUAAUUGAGCAGUGUGCUCUUGCAGAAGCAAAACCUAAAUCUAUAAUUGCAAAAGACUUUAAGGAAAUGAUCAGUGAUGAGCUUCUUCCAAAGAUGCUCGUUAACAAGAUUAUUGUAGAUUUAAAGUCUAUUAGUAUAUUGGUUGUGGAUGACCUGAGUGGUUUUGACAUUCCAAUUGUGAAACUGCAGUUGGGAGGAUUUAAGUUAAACUCACUUAUCAAGUCUUUGGGACCACAGGAUAAUCAUAUUUCUGCCUAUUUAGAAUUCCUUGCCUAUGGUGAUUGUUACAAUUUUAAGAAUGCAGAAUGGGAACCAAUAAUUGAAAAGAACAAAAUUCCAAUCCAUUGCGUAUAUCAAAACCAAAAGGAAUCACCAAACCACAUCGUUCAAAUUGAAUGUGAAGAUGUUAUCAACCUAAAUAUAACAUAUUCUGCUUUGGAAACUGUGGUGAGCACUGCCAAAGCAUGGAUCAAAGAGCUUGAACAAGACACUGUAAAACAGAAGGAGUUGGCAGUUACCUUUGAACCAUUUAAUAUAAUCAACAAAUCUGGCUUGAAAGCCUCUUUCAAGAUUACCAACGAAGUUACUGCUCUUGAGCAAGAUCAGGAAAUCCAUUUCUCUUUCCCUCCUUCCUAUUCUGAUAGAAACCAAUAUUUAGAUCUUAAUAUUGAAGGAACAAUCAUAAAGGUUCUUGCUAACAAAGAUGGAAUCCACGGAUAUUCAAUACUGGUAUCUAACAAAGAAUUUGGACAAUUGGAACAUCAUGUAUUUAUUGAAAUCAAAGACAAGAACAAGAGAAAAACUAUUAUUGUACACAGUGGAUGUAAGAUUAGAAACAAGACUGAUAGAGUUUGGCAAUUAGGUUGUUUCAUUGGUGAACAAGUCGUUUCUCUUGGGGUCCUCUCUCCAUUUAAAUCCAUUUAUUUACCAACUAAUUUGGUUGUUGAAAAUGCUACUCUCACUCUAAGACCUUGCAAGGAUCUCAACAGUGAACAUAGUGAGUACAAGUGGUCAAGAAAUGAUCCUCUUCUUUAUUCCAUUUCUACACUUCGUAAAUCCCAUGCAAAGACCAUUAUUACUCAGAACAAACACGCAACAAAUAAGAAAGACCACUUUUAUUGCAUUUUGAACUCUAAAUCCAGUCAUAAUAAGAUGACUAAGAUUAAUAUUAUACCACCACUUGCAAUUCAAAAUGUACUUCAAGAAGAUUUGCAGUUUGCACUCUUUGGUUCUUCCACUAAGGAUGAAAAUAUCAAAAUUGCUAAAUAUAAUGGAUUCAUUAAGAAAGGUGAUACACAUUUUGUUUACAAGAUUGAUAUGCAAAAACCUAAACUAUGGAUUCAAACCAUUAUUCAAGGAUGGCAAACCAAGGAUAUUAAUUUAAUUUAUUCAAACUCCAGUACAGAACAAGAAGACAUAUCUCUCAAUUUUUCCAAUUUUUACACUACAGGAAGAAUUUUGAAUCUCAAAUAUGAUGUUACAAGUACUUCCAAUACCUAUUUGAAAAUUGUUGUACACUGUCCUUAUUUGAUCAUGAAUUACACUGACUUUUCAAUAGAGGUUGAGGAUUCAUCAAAAGAAAAUUGUUUACUUGGUUGUAAAACAACCGUAAAUAAUAAGGAAUCUCUAAUGUUUAAUUAUACAGAUGAAAAAUCUCUAAUAUUUAGCAAGAAGGUUGUCCUUAAAACAAGUGAUGGAUUUUCAUCACCACCAUUUUCUAUCGAUUCUGUUGGUGCAUCCUCUGAGGUGGUGUUACAGCAUGCUUCUGAUAAAAGCAAAGUACCACUCAAAUUGGGAACAUUUGUAACGUUGGCUAAUGAAAAGUACGAGAGAACAAAGGUAGUAAUCAUUACACCAAGAUAUUUACUUGUGAAUGGACUGUAUUCAAAAGACAACAAAUCAUUGGAAAUUGAAGCUAAACAAUUUGGGGAUGAGACUCACAUUUAUUCAAUUCAACAAACAAAACCAUGCCACUUCUAUUGGACAAUGAAUGCUGAAGAGAUGGAAACUAUCAAAGUUGACAAUCCACUUUUAAUGCACUUCUACAGAAAGAAGACUCCUAUGAUAUGUGUUCGAUUAAAGACAGGAGAUGUAUUAUCAGAGUGGUCAACACCAUUUACUAUUGAUACACUUGGUGAAAUUCCAUUAAUAGUUAAUGGUAACUUUAUAACUGCAAAAAUUACUGAAACAAAUGGCUGUGUUCAUGUACAUUUCACAAGGGCAGCUUUACCCCCUUACUUUAUAGUGAACAAGACAACACACUCUAUAUCUGUAUCACAAGUUUACACUGGCGAGUACAUUUCAAUUAGUCCUAACCAAACUAUUCCUUAUACUGCACCAGAUAUCAAAUCCAAACAUUCUAUUCAUGUUACCCUUGCUGAUAAGUACAAGCUAGGUGCCAUUGAUAUCGACAAGGUAAAGAAGAGUAAGAUAAUUACGAUCAGCCAACUUAAAAAGAAGGUAUUAAUUCGCUUGACUACCUACAGAGGUUACACAAGAGUUAUCAGUAUUUUAGAGAAAUUUUCAGAACAAGAAGUUCUUCCAGAAAUAGAAAAUGAAGAAGAAGAGUCCCAAACUGAUUUGAUUCAAUCCUUUGUUUUUUUGAAAGGAAUUGGAAUAUCUAUCAUUAACCAUCUCCAGAAAGAACUUCUUUACAUGCUAGCCGAAAGUUUAUCAUUUAACUUUAAUGUGACCGAUAAGAACAAACAGUUUUUGGAAUUCAAGAUGAAUAGACUUAGUAUUGAUAAUCAAAUGGAAAAUUGCACAUUCCCAAUACUUUUAACAAAUGCCAACAAACUUGGAUUAAGAGAUUUCCUUCACUUUAGUAUGAUUAUAGAUACCAAAGAAAAAGAUUUUGAUUACAUUCCAUAUCUUUCAUUAUUGAUGCAAGAGGCUAAGCUUUCUGUUGACUUUAGAUUUGCCCAUGAAGUAUUUGAAAUGGUUAAAUCCCUGAAAGGAAAGAAGGUUAAUAAUGAAAAACAAAUCGUCGAUUUAAGCUUUGUCUUCAAUGAAAUUUCUACAGAAUCAGAUUCUGAUCUUUCAAUUUUGCUGAGAACAUUAGGAGCAAGAUUGAGUAUGAAUGUCGACGAAGCUCCAAUCAGACUAAAUGCUUUAAUUCUAAACCAUCCUCCUCUAACUUCUAGAUUCCAACUCAUGGAAAAUGUGAAAUCUCAUUACACAAGAUAUGCUAUUCAGGAAAUGUUUGCAAUACUCGGCAGCUUUGAUAUUUUAGGCAAUCCUAUUGGUCUAUUCAACGAUAUAGAUAAGGGUGUCUACGAUCUUUUCUAUGAACCUAUGGAAGGAAUUACUAAAUCUCCAAAAGAUUUUACACUAGGACUGGCCAAGGGAACUACUUCUUUCUUCAAGCAUUCAAUUCAUGGCACUUUUAAUACAGCAUCAAAGGUAACCGAAUCAAUUAGUAAUGGUAUUAGUCUUUUGACUAUGGAUGAAGACUAUCAAGUUAAGAGAAAGGAGGCCAAUCAUUUGAGCAAGAGACCUAAACACAUUGGUGAAGGAAUUCUAUCAGGUGCACAAUCACUUUCUCUCGGUUUAUUUGAAGCAGGUACUGGUAUUUUUACUAAACCAAUCGAAGGUGCAAGCAAGGAAGGUGUUUCAGGUUUUUUCAAAGGCAUUGGAAAAGGAAUAAUUGGAAUUCCAGUUAAGCCUGUAACUGGUGUUUUAGAUUUCGUCUACAAAACAAGUGAAGGUCUCAAAAACACAACCCAAUAUUUCGAUAGAGAUGCCAAUGUUACCAGAAAGAGAUUCCCAAGAUAUGUUGGUGCAGAUAAGAAAUUAAACCCGUACGACCAGAAUCUUGCUUUCGGAAAUUAUGUGUACAAUUUGAUUAGAAAAGAUCCAUCAUUUGGAGAAACCACCUAUGUGAAACAUUUCUUCACAAACACUCCUGCAAUCAUUCUCGUUGGUGAUAAACACUUAUUUAAAGUUGAAUGUACUGAAGGCGAUAAGGUUUAUUCUGUUGGAAAUCCACCUCCAACAGAAGUAAUUAUGGAAAAUAUUAAGAUUGUUUGGUCCUAUGACAGUAAGAGUAUUUUCCAAGUCAAACCUGGAGAGAAGGAAAGUGUAGUAAUAAGGGUUGUCAGUUCAGGAUCUUGGUUCAGUUUCGGUAAUCAAUAUGAGGAUAUUGUGUUGAAUGUUGACAGUACUCACGAAUUGAUAUCAGUGCUACACAAAAUGAACAAAUAAAAGCUAUUAUACUUUAAU
Molecule: messenger RNA, 9414 nt
Organism: Naegleria gruberi
Lineage: Eukaryota; Heterolobosea; Eutetramitea; Acrasida; Naegleriidae
Exons: 2
Coding region: 1-9396 (3131 amino acids)
Biological process (GO): protein retention in Golgi apparatus; protein targeting to vacuole
Cellular component (GO): extrinsic component of membrane
Source: RefSeq, a predicted model, not a curated record